Dictyostelium purpureum is the source of this 3501-nucleotide messenger RNA. RefSeq lists its product as uncharacterized. Gene Ontology annotation, molecular function: calcium-activated cation channel activity. Bases 1 to 3501 code for a protein of 1166 amino acids. The transcript is spliced from 4 exons. Gene Ontology annotation, cellular component: plasma membrane. The record is from RefSeq and is a predicted model, not a curated record. Lineage: Eukaryota; Evosea; Eumycetozoa; Dictyosteliales; Dictyosteliaceae.
AUGCGAAGAUCAAUUUUAUUUGUAAAUAAUUUAACAGUCGAAUCAUCAGAAAGAAAUAUAAAUAUAUCAUUAUUACCAGGAUCAGGCACCCAGUUCAAUUGGUUGGUUUAUAAAGAUGGCUUUAAUUUAUUAGAAAACGAAAGAAAAAGGACAAUAUCAGGAACAGAUUCAUUUAUAAUGAAAUGUGUCACAACCUUUGAUAGUGGAAUCUAUCAUUUUAAACAAAAAGAUACAACAAAUACAGGAUACAAUAUAGAUACAGCCAAGUUUCAUUUGUCAGUUAUUGGUAACGAUACAGAAACCUUAACAUUAGAAAGAGCUCCAUCACCAAUUAUUAUAUCGGGUAGUGCAUUCCCAAUACAACCUAUUAUUGGAUUUGGUAGAACUGAAAUGCCAGAAUGGAUUGGUGCAUCCAAAGGAAGAAUUGAACCAGUUAUAUUAAGCAGCCCAUCAAAUGGAAAGAACUCACACUAUUCUUUACAAUUUCAAAGUCCUCAAAUCGAUUUUAAAAAGAAAAUUGUAACAUUUAGUAGUUUGUCUAUCUUGGGUGAAAAGGGUAAAUACAGAAUUGGGUUCAUCGAUAUGGAUACUUGCGAAAUGAUUAAGCUCGAUAUGGAUAUAAUGGUAGUCGGCGUACACAUGACAGUUGUAUUCGAAACAGCGAUUUCCUUAUUUAUAGUUUGGAUUAUCAUUGUUUUGUCCUAUGUCAUUGAUAUUAUAUCAAAGUAUAAAAUGAAGUCUAAAGGUUUUCUCCCAUGGAGAUUGGCAAUUCUCACACCAAUGGAAAGCAUAUACAAGUAUAAAGGCGAAGGUAUAAGAUUUUAUUUCAAGUCUCAAAGAAUUUUGAUAUUCAUGAUGGGGUUUUUCGCAUUCAUUUCAGUUAUUCUCUACAUACCAGUUACUAUGCAAGGUGAUAAUAAGUUUAGAGACAUCUAUUUAUACUCUCAACCAAACUGGAAUGCAUACUCAUCAUAUUUGUUUUUGUAUCAAGUCCAAGCAGCAUUGUUUUUUGUUGGUAUGAUUAUAGUUUACACCAGGUUCAACGACGAGAGAAUUUACCUUUCCUAUGACAGCAAUCAUUUGGUAACAUCAAGGACCGUUCUUUUAACAGGUUUACCAAAAUCACUAGUAAAUAUUCAGUUGCUUAAAGAUUUCCUUCAAACAGGCUAUUCUAAUGGUAUAUACGCUGCAUCGAUUGUGUUGGUAAAAAUAUUUUCACAGCAAGAUAAGGAGAAUGAUGUUAAUGGAAGAUUGGAGCGUAUUUAUGUAGAUCCAAAUACUGAUAUUAAUCAACUACCAUCCAACCAAACAGUAGAAUCUACUGGUAAGGCAUUCAUUACAUUUUCAUGUGUAUCUGAUGCCCAUCUUUUUACAAAUCAAUUUUCACCAUACAAAUGGACCAAAGCACUCAUUAAGCGUAUUACUAAACCACACAUACCCGAGGAAUAUAGAGUAGAGUUGGCCACUGAUAAAUGGAAGGCAUACAGUUCACCAAGAGUAUCCGAUAUCUUGUGGACAAAGCUCCACAACCCAGCAAACUUUAGACAUGUUGGUAUAACUGUUGCACAGUUCUUUGGUACCAUAUUUUUCUUUUUGAUUUUGGUUUGCAUAAUUUUAUUUUAUAUAGAAACUCAAUUUUCAAUUGUUCCAGGAUUUUCACCUAUUUACUUCAAUACAAGUGUUGAUGGAUUUUAUGCAUUGGGAUCAACUGUUAUUUAUUAUUUUAUACCAUCAUUGUUGCUAUUGUUUUUAAACAACUCAAUACCAAGUGCAAUCAGAUAUAUUUUAUUGAAAUCCAAUAGUUAUGUUAGAAGCUUUUCAAAGAGCAAAGGUAUGUUCCUUACUUUUGUUUUCCAAUCCCUAUUAAUCGUUCUAUAUCCAUCAUUCUACUUUUUAAUAAACAAUACUGGUGAUUUUGGUGGAUUUGGACCCAACAGCUUUAUUAUUCCAAUCAAUUUCUUUAGAAGAGGUGGCGUUUUCUUUUUCCAUUUUAUGAUUAUUUUCUCUAUAGUGACUCCAUUUUUAGAAUUAACAAAUCUAUUUGAUAUUGUAAAGAAAUUCUUUAUUCAUCAUAGAAGUUUAAAAGCCGAAGAAAUUUUAACAUUCGAACCAUUAGAUUUAAAAAAACAAUAUUUAAACUCAUUGUUGGUGAUGAUGAUUGUAGGUUGUUAUGGUCCAAUUUUCCCAUUAAUCUUUGUUUUUGGUUUGUUUUAUUUAAUUGCAAAAUUCUUUUUGGUUAAAUAUGUUUGUAUCGCCUCAAAAGCUCCCAUUCCACAGAGUGACAGAUAUUUUGUAAUAUCAUUUCAAAAGUGUAUUUGGUUUAUUCUCACCAUGGUUACAAGUUUCCAUUUCUAUUAUGUUCAAUCAAUUAGAAGAUUGGAUUUACUGUUUUUAUAUAUAUUUUUACUGGUAAUAGCUUUUGGUAAAUAUAUUCCAACUUGCUCAAAGAGUUUAUGUUAUAGCGUUUUCGAUGGUGCAGUUUUCCCAUGUCUAGCAAAGGAUGGCGAUAAUAACGAUGAAGAUGACGAUGACGAUGAUGACAAUGAUGCAGAAUAUUACGAUGACUCAAAUGAUGAGGAUGACUCAGAGGAAGAUUCAGAAGAUGGCUCAGAAGAAUAUAUUAUCAAUGGCAAUGGGUUAAACGAAAGAGGAGUUAAGAAAAGAGAUAACAAAUAUCAUAGCCAAAAUGAUAGUCAUUCUAAAGAAAAGAAUUUCCAAAAUGAAUAUUACGAACAAAAUGAUGAAGAAGAGUCAGAGGAUGAUCAAUUACCAAAAGAAUAUUAUUAUGAUGAAGAUUUAGAAGAGUUUAUUGAAAAACCAUCACAUAAUCCAUUUAAACGUCGUCGUUCAAAUAUAUUUUUACAAAAAAAAUCGCCUGAAACAUAUAUGAAAUUAUCACCAGAUAAUAAUUAUAAUAAUUAUAAUAUUAAUAAUAAUAAUAGUAUUAAUAAUAAUAAUAGAAAUAAUAAUCAUAAUAUUAUAGAUAAUAAUAAUAAUAAUAAUAAUAUUAAUAAUAAUAAUAAUAAUAAUAGCGGUAUAAAUAGUAAUGUAGACAAUACAAAUAAUUCUGAAGGUAAAAUGAUUGAAGAGAUUAAAGAGUACUUAAAAGAUCCAGAGGAUAAUGCAGUAGAAUUAAAAGAAAGAAAAUUCAAAAUUAAAGAAAAGAUAUUAAAAAUCAAACAAAGUUAUACAAGUGGUAAAGGUGGGUUUUUAUCAAAAUUUUUCAAUCGUUAUAAAUUACCAACACCAGAAUCCAUGACAGUAACUCAGUAUGUCUCACCAUAUUUCAGUUUGGAUGUUUCUCAAUGUGAAAAUGUUAAAGAUAUCGAAUCUGACGAUUAUGAAUACGAAUACGAGGAGGGUUAUGACGAAGAAGAGGAAGAAGAGGAAGAAGAAGAAGAAGAAGAUUAUGACAAAAAUCAAAAACCAAAAUAUCAACAAUACGACGAAGAGGAUGAAUACGAAUACGAAAUUAGAAAACAAUAUGAAAAGUAUUAUUAA